Drosophila guanche is the source of this 1471-nucleotide messenger RNA. RefSeq lists its product as uncharacterized. The transcript has a single exon. The record is from RefSeq and is a predicted model, not a curated record. Lineage: Eukaryota; Metazoa; Arthropoda; Insecta; Diptera; Drosophilidae. Bases 106 to 987 code for a protein of 293 amino acids.
AAGUAGAACUAAAGUCAAACGAAAUCCCACUGUCGAGCUAAACACACAAGCAAAUCGUAAACAUUUGAUCCCUCGAAAUUACAAUAGAAAUUCCAAGUGCCCGAAAUGGAAACAAACCAUAAAGAUGCCUCGAAGCAAACAAUGGGCAGCUCCUUCUGGGAGGACCUGUGGCCCCAGCUGUUGGAGGAGAAUAAGUGCCACAUUGAGAGCAAGUCAGUCGCCUUUUAUGUGCCACGCCAACCCUUCAGUGCGCUCCACUUCCACUCCUACCUGGCAGAGGCGGGAUAUCCGGACUACGUGCUGCCCCACGAUAUGCGCUGCUGCGAGGCUGCCAAGCGGCAGGAAGCCGCCGAGGAGGAGGCACAACUGGCGGCCAAUGCAGAGACGAAGGCAAGACAGGACGCUGCCAGUGUCGAUACCGAGAGAUGCAGCUCCCAUCCGGCCAUCCAAAGCGUGGACAAGAUGGUGAACCAACUGCGGGCAGAGCAGGAGCGUCGCCAGAAGUUGGCCUACGAGUUCGCCAACCGCAAGUAUCCCUGGACCAUGCAGACGCCCAAGCACGAGCUGAGCUUCGAGGUGACCACCGAGCAGCGAGUCUGCUUUGUGCAGCCCAUGGAGAAGAAAAUCCUCGACGACCUGCUCGACCACGAAUGCAAACUGAUGAUCAUCGAUGUGGGCAAGGAUGUGGAAUUGAAAGAUUGCCAGCGUUGGAUAAAGUUUCGGCCUUACAUUCAAAUGCUGGCGCUAGUGCGAACCGCUCAGAUGGAGCGUUGUCUUCAGCUGCUGGGCGUCUUGCACACUCUGGUGGUGGAGGAGAGUGCCGGGAACAGCUGGCACGAUGAGCUGGAGGCCUCGCUGCGCAGUGGACUGAAGCAGGCCAAGCGGCUGCACAUCCUCAGGGCUUGUGGCGAGCCUUUUCUGUUCGUGUUUUCGCGGUUCCGUGGAAUUUGCACCUGCGAUACCUACGGUGUGCUCCGCCGUCUCUAGAGCCAUACACAAACGCACACACGGCGGGGUGGGGGGAUUCUUGGAUGGCUAAUUUGAAUCGACACUGAUUUGAAGUGCCAUUGCUGCCUGACGGAGCGUUCGCUCCAAUUAGGCGGCCCACAUCGAGUGCAGUUGGACGCACUUCCAGCACCAGCACCAGCACCAGCCCAAGUCCCAGAACCAGUCAGAGCCCGGAAGCACUGCACACCUCAAUGUUGCCGGGAAUGUGCCAGUCAGCCAUGUCGAGUGGUGUCAAAAUGCCUCCGUCAAACUGCCAAAGUUGAGUCCCCGCGUGGGACCAGCCAUUUAUAAUUUUAUUUGCCAACAAAAAAGCAGCGAACAUUUCGCGCCAAAUCUCAACAAAUUAUUACAAAGCUUUGCAAAACUUGGAACUGAUUAUAAAAGUUGCGAACAACAAGAGGGUGAAGCGGGAAAACCCCGCAGCUGAAAAUUGUGUUUUAGAGUGUGCGGGAGAGUGUGCAUG